AUGUUCAACCUGGCAGGAAUCCACAAACGCUUGCUGGCGAGCUGCUCCGACGAUCGCACGGUAAGAAUCUGGGAUAUUAGUGACUGUGAUCGGAAUGUCCACAAUGGAGGUUCCUUUGAAAUCAGUCCAUCCCAGACCGGAUUCGGGCGUGUAAAUGAGGCCAGUCAGAACCACGUUGCAUCGGCUUGGGGCCAUCUCUCACGCAUCUGGAACGUCGACUUUGCCUCAGUAGGGUCGUACAACACGAUUGCGGACGUCUUACUUUUCUCGAGCGGUGAAGAUGGUGCCUGUCAAUCAUGGAUUGCUGAAUUGGUUACCCGUCCUGGUGGCGAGACUGGCCUGGCCGCUAGCCUCAGACCAGGAGCCAGUGACCGACUUCAUUUUGGGAAGAAUGCCUGGUCCAUGUGCCAGCUGAAUGACGAGCACGGUAUUGUCGUAUUCACUGGUGGUGCUGACGGGCAAAUCAUCUCUAGGAGAUUCGACACAUUGGAAACCGCCAAACUAUGUCCCCUCACGAUCUCUGUCUCUUUUAACGACAUCACAUCAUCCCUCCUGCCACUGAAGAACUAUUUACUGUUGGAUCAUCAGGAAUGUCUGGCGACCACAGGCCAAGGACAUCUUUUCCGCUUAACCUUUCGAGACGGGGAGUCGCAGUGGCGCCCAUUGCACGGAACUCUCUUGAAGGGUGGCAUGACACUCUGCUCACCCAAGGACUGUGGUUUCGUCCUCAUUGCCUAUCAGGUGGGCGAGCUUUAUGCUUUGCUGAUUGGUAAAGAGAUAUUGUUACCUAUACAAUGCAACCUCGAUCAUGGCAUUUCGUGGAUGCAAGUUGCUGGACAACAAGUGGCUAGUCUUCGAGAUUCUGUGACUUGCGUUGUCGCUGUCUUGACGAACAGUGUGCCGAUCAUACUUUGGGUCAACAUGAAGGAAGAUUCAAUACGGGCGAACGAGACGGCUCUGAGAAUGCCAGCAACUUUUAAGAUCACAGCAUGCUACUAUGACCAAACUAGCAAGACGUUACUUCUCGGCUCUCGUGCUGGUGCUCUUUCUGUAUACUCCGGUGUGGACUCUGAGUCUGCCACGUCUGGAGAAUCAUACUGCCUCCGACAUGUCCACGGCACGGAAAGCGUUACUUCGAUCACCGUUCUCAGGCACGAUGCAGACAUCGAGACUGGGAUCGGGAUGAUGCACAUACUCACAACCGGUCGUGACGGACAUUACGCUAUUCACCGGUUUGAGCAGCCGUCUCUCGCUACCGGAGCCCAGCCACAAAUGUCUCUUGUUCACCUAUCAUCGUCUCCAUUCGGUCCGAACAUCGAAGGAGCUUACCUCACCGCUUCGGAAGAUUGCUCAGCUACACGUCAGGCUCAACGAGCGGACCUGAUCCUCUACGGCUUCAGGUCCACCUCGUUCGUUGUGUGGAACGAAACUCAGCAGUCCGACAUCCUUUCAGUUGAGUGUGGUGGUUGUCACCGAAGUUGGGCCUUCAGAGAUGAUCCUGCCUCUGUAUCUAGCGGUGGGUUGAAGUCUUUCGUCUGGACCAGAGCGGGCAAAUUUAAUUGGCACACGAGCAACGGUUCCGGCCAUAAAAUCAUCCAGCGAGGAGGCCACGGGCGCGAGAUCAAGGCUGUGGCGCGAAGUCCAUUGCCGUACGCUGGGGCUGGGAGUCAACACGAGGAUCGAGUGCUUGUGGCCACUGGCGCGGAGGACACCAACAUCCAACUCUUCGCCAUUGCUAACUUCCCAGCGUCUGCCGUCUCACGGACACCUGGCCAACUACAGGCAAACAAGUUUCUGGACGUUGCAACACUGAAACGCCACACGACGGGCAUUCAACAUCUCCAAUUCUCGGGCUCAGGACAGUAUCUCUUCAGCAGCGCCGGAUGCGAAGAGUUCUAUGUAUGGAAACUCAGCUUCGACGUACCCUGCAUUAGCGUGGGAACAAUAUCAUGGGAUACCAUGCCUACUGACGAAGAGGACUCAGACGCUCGAAUCAUGGGAUUUGAUUCACGCCACGAGAACGACGGCGCCGAAUACGAGGAGCACACCCUUGUGCUGGCAUACUCGAACGGGAAGACCAAGAUCGUGCGGUAUACCGCAUCGUCGACACGAAAUAAAGGCACGUUCGAAAUAAUGCAAAGACUCAGCUAUGGUUCGUUCUGCGUCAUGCAGGCUCUCCUUCUCCCGCCUUUUCCUCGAGCUGCCGCCAAUCAGAUGUGGGUCCUGUCUGCAGGCACAAACGGAUACGCGAACCUGAGUCUUCUCGAUUACCGGGAUAUGCUGAACUCUUCGGACGCAACCGCAUUGCCAGAGUCGACAUGCCGGAUGAAAGUCCACAAACUGCACCAGAGUAGCAUUCUAGCCAUGGACAUCCUGUCCGUUGGCUCAAAGAGUCACCUCGUCGCGACAGGCGGUGACGAUAAUGCACUGGCUCUCACGCUCCUGAGCUCCUUAUCUCCACCGUCAUCUGACAUUGAAGAUAGGAAGCUUGGGAAAGAAGAUACGGACUGUCGGUUCCGCACGAUCCUUAUCCCCAACGCCCACGCCGCCGCUCUCACUGCCCUGAAGAUCGUAUGCCUUUCAAGUGGUCCCACGAGCUGGUCAGCGUGGAUCAUCACCGUGGCAAACGACCAACGUGUCAAGAUCUGGAGAGUUGACAUCAAUCUCCAGGGAGCGUUCGUCAACUCCUCGGAGCAUACCGAAGAUGAUAUGUUGUUCGAAGCCUUGCAGGUCGAGCUAGUGGGACAAGCUUGGACAGGUGUUGCCGACGUGAGUGGACUUGAGAUCGUGGAUGAAAACGCUCGGUAUGCUACCGGAGCUCAAGACAACGGCAUCCAAGCGUGUGACCGUGCUUGCAGGAUUUUGGUUAUCGGCGUGGGUAUGGAGGUGGUCGAGAUCACCUCAGGACGGGAUGAGCAGGCCUGGUAA
Molecule: messenger RNA, 2928 nt
Organism: Cladophialophora yegresii CBS 114405
Lineage: Eukaryota; Fungi; Ascomycota; Eurotiomycetes; Chaetothyriales; Herpotrichiellaceae
Exons: 1
Coding region: 1-2928 (975 amino acids)
Biological process (GO): tRNA methylation
Cellular component (GO): cytoplasm
Molecular function (GO): protein binding
Source: RefSeq, a predicted model, not a curated record